UCAGAGGGUCUGUGACGGUCUGCGAGUCGUGGACGGACCGGGGCCGGACGGGUUUCUGAGUCGCCAUGUGGGUCGGUCCCGUAUGAGAACAGGCCCACUGCUGGCAGGCAGAGGAGGAGCAGGAGGAGAGGAGGAGAGGAGGGGAGGAAAAGUGUGUGUUUACACAGACGGCAAACCGCCUGGGGAAUCGUCGGGGAGAGGAAGUCAGCCGGCUCUGUGUCUGCCUGCUCCAACUUCCUGCUCAGAAAAAGAAAAAGCCCAGGAUCCUAUUUCAGUCCAGCACAACUGUGAAGACCAGAAGUAAGCAUGGAAAAACAAGGGAUCGCACUCGGCUCGCCUUGAAGCUUCGCGGAGGGACCAGACACAGUCGGCGAUCGCAGGUAUGGACAGCGCCAUCACCCUGUGGCAGUUUCUGCUGCAGCUGCUGCUCGACCAGAGCCACAAGCACCUGAUAUGCUGGACGUCCACGGACGGCGAGUUCAAGCUCCUGAAGUCGGAGGAGGUCGCCAAGCUCUGGGGCCUGCGCAAGAACAAGACCAACAUGAACUACGACAAGCUGAGCAGAGCCCUGCGCUACUACUACGACAAGAACAUCAUUAAGAAGGUGAUUGGACAGAAGUUUGUCUAUAAGUUUGUGUCCUUCCCUGAGAUCCUGAAGAUGGACCCGCAGGCAGUGGAGAUGGGCCUGGCUUCUGGACGGUUCCCCCUCCAGGAAGGAGAGGCCCCUGAGCUGGAGGUAGAAGAGGAGGAGGAAGAGGAAGGGGAGGAGGAGGCGGCGGCGGCGGCGCAGCAGAGGAUGCAGACCCUGGCAGCCUUGGGGACGCAGCAGUGUCGCAACGACUACCUCCGCUCGGGCCUCUACUCCUCCUUCAGCAUCAGCUCCCUGCAGAACCAGCCCGAUCUGCUCCGGGCCCUGCGGGAGCGCCAGGACGAGUCCCGCUCCGUCAUCCGCUUCGGCGCCAACGACAGGAGCUCCCCUCCCUCUGCCAGGCCCGAGUCCUACGUCUCCCCCAGGCCAUCCCGACUCCCCUCUCAUUCCCCAUCCUCCCCCCACGCCCAGCCGGGCCGAAGCUGGAGCCCUGCUGUCAAAGAGGAGGAGGAGGAGGAGGACUCUGACCAGAGCGCUCAGCCCCUCAACCUGUCCUCUGGGCACAGGGAGCGAGCCCUGCCGCCUCCGGAGAAGAGGAGCAGCAGAGGCAGUGGUAGAAGUAGUUCUUUUAGUCAUAGUAACCAUGGAGAUGGACUCCCACCAAAAAGCAAAAAGCCCAAAGCUCUGGAGAUCUCCGCCCCGUCCCUGCUGCUGGCAGGGAGUGACAUCGGCUCCAUCGCCCUCAACAGCCCCGCUCUUCCGUCUGGCUCCCUCACUCCUGCCUUCUUCACCGCACAGACUCCCUCCGGUCUGUUGCUGGCUCACAGUCCACUGCUGUCAGGCAUCCACUUCUGGAGCAGCCUGAGCCCCGUCGCCCCGCUCAGCCCCGCCCGGCUGCAGGGCCACAGCUCCCUGUUCCAGUUCCCCAGCCUAAUCAACGGACACAUGCCUGUCCCUCUGCCAAACCUGGAAGGAACACCCUCCUCCCUGCUCCUGUCCCCCACCACCCACAAAUCCUGAUCCUGGGUCUGUGAAAAAAACCUCCCAUCUUCACCCAUCUCCUGUUGAAGGUUUCUCCCUAUCGUCCUCAUCAGCGAUCUCUCUUCUCCAUCUUGUCAAAAAUUAGAAAAAGUCCUACGAGACGAGUUUGUGACCUCACCUUUUCUUUUUUGCACUUGAGUUGCUUCAGAUUCCAGUGGUUGUAAGCACUUGGUAAAAAGCCAUAUGCCACGAUGUCUGAGAGGCGUCCGGCUCUGUGAUAAAGUACAGCACAUUUCCACCUGACCCUGUUCCCGAUGGACAGCAGUGAAGCGUUGCUGGCUGAAGAAGGCUCGCAGCCUCUCAUUCCUCCCAAAAAAGAGCUGUUGUUUUAAAUCUUGUAAGAAAAAAAAAAUAAAAAAAUGUUGGGUUGUUUUUUUUCUUAAAUGUUCAUCACACUGUGAAACGGGUUGUUUCACCUGUGUGGUGGUGUAUGUAAUGUAUGCACUAUGCUUCUCAGAUAGUACCGGCUGUGCCUUGUUGUCUUAUUUUCCUCUUUUUUUUAAAAAAAUGUUUAUCUUUUAAUGAAGACGAGAUUUCAAAUCAAUGAAAAAAAACAUUGUAACGCUUGUAUUGUUCUUUUUUUAAAAUAAUGGACUUGGUAUACAGUAUGUAUUCUGUAUAUUGUUUUGUAUUGCGAAGAAUUUCAUGUCAUUUUGAAUAAACAAAGCAUUGAAUGCUUGAACAAAG
Molecule: messenger RNA, 2317 nt
Organism: Scophthalmus maximus (turbot)
Lineage: Eukaryota; Metazoa; Chordata; Actinopteri; Pleuronectiformes; Scophthalmidae
Product: ETS domain-containing protein Elk-3
Exons: 5
Coding region: 383-1609 (408 amino acids)
Biological process (GO): cell differentiation; regulation of transcription by RNA polymerase II
Cellular component (GO): nucleus
Molecular function (GO): sequence-specific DNA binding; DNA-binding transcription factor activity, RNA polymerase II-specific
Source: RefSeq, a predicted model, not a curated record